CAUAUCUUGCAGUCCCCACCCUUUGCGUUUGAAAUACAAAUGCAAAAUCCAAACAAGUAGAAAGAGAGACGAGAGAGAGAGAGAGAGAGAGAGAGAGAGAGAGAGAAUCCAGGAUCUACAUACCCAUUUCUCUCAGCAGAUCCAAUCAUGCCAUCAGGUUCAAAGAAGAGAAAAGCUGCAAAGAAAAAGAAGGAAAAGGGCGCCAACAACUCCACAACUCACUCUCAUGGAGAUGAAGAUCUGAAAGUCCAUGAUGAGAAAGAGAGUGAUGGAGGAGAGGCUAACUCUCCUGCAUCACAGGACCACCAUAACCACCAGCAUCGAUUUACUGAGGGAGAAGAGGAGGGGAUGGAGCAGAGAGAGGACAUUUCAUCUGUUAGAUCAAUGGUCACCGAGAAUGAAUCCAUGGUAGGAGUUAACAGCAAUGGAGACAGUACAGAGGAAGUGGCGAUGAAGGAGAACAAUGCUCAAAUUGAUUGGGAGUUGAAGCAUGAGGCUGAUUCUGACAGCAAGAACGGUAGUAUUGAGUAUGUUGAGUCUGUGAAGGAAUCACAUCAAUGA
Camellia sinensis is the source of this 561-nucleotide messenger RNA. The record is from RefSeq and is a predicted model, not a curated record. Lineage: Eukaryota; Viridiplantae; Streptophyta; Magnoliopsida; Ericales; Theaceae.